AUGGCUGGCCCCCAACGGCCUGCCUCCGGCUUGCCCACCAGGAGAACAGCGACGCGGCAAACGACCAGACGUUUAGAUUCUACGGCCACAGAAAAGUCCACACCUGCAGCAACGACAGGUAAAACAGCUGUUUCGAGUUCGUCGCGGCUGAAGUCGCCAACCGAGCCGGCCAGCAUCACUGCGAAAAAAAACCAGAGAGAUUACGAGCGUGAGAUCAACGAAGAUACGAGCAUUCACGUCGUUGUGCGAUGCCGUGGGCGCAAUGAACGUGAAAUCAAAGAGAACAGCGGCGUGGUAGUGGCUACUGAGGGGGUCAAGGGAAAGACAGUGGAACUGUCGAUGGGGCCAAAUGCCGUGUCGAACAAGGCUUACACAUUCGAUAAGGUGUUCUCCGCAGCGGCUGAUCAGGUCACUGUGUACGAAGAUGUCGUUCUUCCGAUCGUUAACGAGAUGUUGGCUGGUUUCAAUUGUACCAUCUUCGCAUAUGGACAGACAGGCACAGGAAAGACAUACACUAUGUCAGGAGAUAUGACAGAUACGCUAGGGAUAUUAUCCGAUAAUGCUGGAAUCAUUCCGCGCGUUCUGUACUCGUUGUUCCACAAGCUCGAGGGUUCAGAAAGCACCGUUAAAUGCUCUUUUAUUGAGCUAUACAACGAGGAAUUGCGAGAUUUGUUGUCGGCCGAAGAAAACCACAAGCUCAAAAUUUUCGAGAAUGAAAAGAAGGGCUCGAGUGCCAGCACCCUGGUGCAGGGAAUGGAAGAAACCUGGAUCGACUCGGCACAUGCUGGAAUCACUUUACUCCAACAGGGUAGUCACAAGCGCCAGGUUGCCGCGACAAAAUGCAACGAUCUGAGUUCUCGCAGUCAUACAAUCUUCACUAUCACCGUCUAUACCAAACGAACCACCGAGACCGGCGACGAUUAUGUCAGUUCAGGAAAGCUGAACUUGGUAGACUUGGCUGGUAGCGAAAAUAUUCAACGCAGCGGCGCAGAAAACAAACGGGCGACCGAAGCUGGAUUGAUUAACAAGAGUUUGCUCACUCUUGGCCGUGUGAUCAACGCCUUGGUUGACAAGAGUCCACACAUCCCCUACAGAGAGUCGAAGCUCACACGAUUGCUGCAAGAUUCACUCGGUGGAAGAACCAAAACCUGCAUCAUUGCCACAAUCUCACCAUCCCGGAGCAAUAUGGAGGAAACGAUAUCCACUCUGGACUAUGCCUUCCGAGCGAAGAACAUUCGAAACAAACCUCAGAUCAACUACAUGGCCAAAAAGACCCUUCUUCGCGAGUUCACAUUAGAGAUCGAGAAGCUCAAAGGGGAGCUUAUCGCUACAAGACAUAGGAAUGGCGUCUACAUGUCACCUAAUGCGUACGAGCAGAUGACGAUGGAAAGCGAGUCUCGACGGAUUGUCAAUGAAGAACAAAGGGCCAAGAUCGAGUCCAUGGAAUCCAGUCUGCGGAAUAAGGUUCAGGAGCUCUUCACCUUGACUAGCAACUUCAAUAACCUCAAACAUGACCACGAAGACACUCGGAUCGCGUUGAGCGAGACCAACGACAUCCUGGAGAAGACAGAGAUUGUGCUGAAGGACACAAGAGCUAACCUCGAAGAGGAAGAAAUGCUGCGCAGAGCGCACCAGGACAUGGAGACCCAACUUCAUAGUAUCGGCUCGAAUUUGGUCUUGACCCUUGACAAGACUGUGGGCGAUGUUGAAGGACUACAUGCGAAACUCCAACGAAAGGCAGAUCUUGACGCUACGAACCGAGAGAAAUGGGAGGUCUCGGUUGAGGAAGUUGCGGAUGUGACUAGUCUGAUUGACAGUCGAGUCGGAUCGUUCAGGAGUCAGCACUCGAAGCUUGUUGAAGAUAUCACCGCCAGAAUCAGAACCUUUGUGGAAGGCGAGUUAGCCGAAUAUCACUCAAGUGGCGCUGAACUUCACGAGUUCAAUGCCUCAUUUCACAAGGCAUUCGAAGAGGCACGAGCCCAAACAUCUGAUUCGCACGGCAAGAUGAAUGAUGUACUCGAAGAGAUCAAGGUGUUGCGUGAGGAAGUCAAAGGCAAAGUCGGUGAGGGCUUGAACGGGCUGUCUGCGGCCGCUGCCCGUAUCUCCAAGGAGGUCAUUGGCGAGUUUUCGGGGUUUCAUGCACAGCUCCAUACGUCAUACAGUACCCUCGGGAAAGAUCUGAAAUCCAUGUUUGAAGACAUGGUGGCACAUGUCAAUGGCCAAAAGGCCGAGAUACACAAGCUUCGCCUACAACUGCAAGAGGCUAACCAACAAACUGUGGAAGCGAACCGCAGGGCUUCCUCUCAUCUCGCCCAAACCCUGGAAGAAGAAAGUGCUCACGCUGAAGCAGAGCGUGACAAUCUCAUGUCUCAAAUCAAGUCUUUGAUUGAAGAAUCUCGUCAGAGACAAUUUGGCCGCUUGAAGGACAGAGUCGAAUCCGUGCGGACAGAUAUGAUGACCUCCGGGGAUUCGCUGGAACAGGCGACGGUGCAGUAUGAUCGACAGGUCGAUGAAUGGGUUUUCAAGUCGGAGCAAUUUGCCAAGGAUGUUAUCGCGUCUCGUGAUGAAGUCAAGACGAAGAUGCAGAAUGAUUGGGAGGUCUUCGAUCAACGGAAUGUAUCUAUACAGAAAGUGACCGAAUCAGUCCAUGAGGAGACUGUCCGAAUUGUGGACGCCCAGAUGAAGGAUAUGAGCCGGCAAAUGGGCGCACUGGACGAUUUCGUUGCAAAGGCACGAACCCAAAGUGGUCGCUACUGCGAUGCCCAUGUCUCUAGCCUAGAGAACAUGGCGUCCAACGUCCAACAAUCCUAUACAUCAUUCCAAGAGCAUUUGGACGCAUCCCGCGAGCGGAUCACCGUUCUUCAGGAAGAGGCGCUCCAACACAAGGCGAGCCUUGAAGAGUUGACGGUUCCUUUGUCUGAUGACGUGCAAAAACCCCUUUCCAAGCUUCGUGACAACGUCCGAAAACGGCCUCUUGAGGAGUACGUCUCCACUGGAGUGACUCCCCAGAAGCGACAGUACGAAUUUCCGACGACGCUCCCACGUACCGAAUCGCACGAUGCUCUGGUGAAGAGGAUGCGAACCUCCAAGGAACUCGAGAUUUUACCAUUUAAUAACGAAGACCAGGGUUCUCAAACCUCUGUCAAUAAUUCUCCUGGUACGUCUCCAUCGAAAGGUUUCGUCUAUCACGACGUUGAGGACCAGGUAGAGGCACAACUACCCCCGUCGACCAUCACGACCCCUUCCAACAUGGGGCUUCGCGAAGUGGACGCCAAUGUGGUUGCAAAACAGCUCUCGUGCGAUGCGGAUGAUGAUUCAACAGCUAUUCACACCAAAUCGUCUACAGCAGUCACUGAGCGAGCAUCUCUAGCCGCCGAUAUUGCAGAUGAGAUCGAUGCUGCCGAUCCCCCACCUGCCAAACGUCACUGCUCUAGCUUCGGUGUCACCGAACCCAAACUACCUCAAAAGAUGCUGACCAAAAAGAUGGCCGGCAUGAUGGAAGGAAGAGAAAAUGUUCCUCUGACCGGAAACACGCGCGGUCGAAGGUUGAGAAGCAACCCGUCGGACUGA
This is a messenger RNA of Aspergillus clavatus NRRL 1, 3570 nucleotides long. Its product is annotated as putative kinesin family protein (BimC). Gene Ontology annotation, molecular function: microtubule binding; plus-end-directed microtubule motor activity; ATP binding. The record is from RefSeq and is a predicted model, not a curated record. Gene Ontology annotation, cellular component: nucleus; spindle microtubule. Gene Ontology annotation, biological process: microtubule-based movement; mitotic spindle assembly. NCBI's taxonomy places the organism in Eukaryota, Fungi, Ascomycota, Eurotiomycetes, Eurotiales, Aspergillaceae. The coding region runs from base 1 to 3570 and encodes 1189 amino acids. The transcript is spliced from 5 exons.